GCAAGCAUUGCCUCAUUUUACAAUUUCCAUUGUACGACUUCAUCCAACACAAGCAUGAAGGCCUUCCUCAUCCUUGCGACGGCUGCGGCCACGGUCUCGGCCAAGGUCGCUAGCUCGGUCCUCCGCCAGCUCGAAGUCAACGGCAAGUCGGAUGUCUUUGUGCGCUUUGCCGACCCGUCCGCGGCCCUCGAAGCCGCGACGCUCGAGAACAAGCCGCUUGAGCGCCAAGAGGUCUUUGAGAUCCUCUCGGAUGUCACGACCACAGGCCACAAGAGCAUCGAAGCCCUCACGGCCGGCUACAAGGUCACGCCCACGUGGCUCGUCACGGGCGCGUUCAUUGACGGCGCCGACAAAGACCUCAUCGCCAAGCUCUCGCAAAGCAAGGCGAUCAAGUCGGUCGAGCACCUCCCGGACAUUGAGCUCGAACCGCUUUUGACCAAGGAGGUUGACGCGCCGGCGGCCAACAUCACCAACCAGUGGGGUGUCAACACGGUCGGCGCCCCGGACGUGUGGAAGAACUUCAACGGCAAGGGCGUGGUCAUUGGCUCCAUCGACACGGGUGCGCGCCACACGCACAACUUGAUCAAGGACUCGUGGCGCGCCGACCGUGGCUGGUACGACCCGUACAACCAGACCGCACUCCCGGAAGAUCUCGGUGGCCACGGUACGCACACCAUCGGUACGAUGACCGGCAAGGACGGCUAUGGUGUCGCGCCGGGUGCGCAGUGGAUCUCGUGCCGCGGCUUGUACAUCAAGAGCGGCUCGUCGCAGGCGCUCAUCCAGUGCUUUCAGUUUAUGAUGUGCCCGACGCGCACGGACGGCACGCACCCCGACUGCUCCAAGGGCGCCCACGUCAUCAACAACUCGUGGGGCAGCGCCAAGUUCAACCCUGUCUACGAAGAAGCGGUCGCCGCCCUCCGCAAGGCUGGCAUCACGCCCAUCUUCUCCAACGGCAACAGCGGCCCGGCCUGCGGCACGACCGGUAACCCCGGCACGUACCCCAACGUCAUCUCGGUCGGUGCGAUUGGCUCGUACGACGACGAGCCGACGAAGCUUGCGUACUUCUCGUCCAAGGGCCCUGGCACGUACAUUGAUGCGCACAACGUCCAGCAGACGGUCGUCAAGCCGACGAUCUCGGCGCCCGGCUUCUUUACGCUCUCGGCCUACAACACGGGCGACUCGGCGGUCAAGUACCUCGCCGGUACGUCGAUGGCGGCGCCGCAUGUCGCCGGUGUCGUCGCACUCCUCAAGUCGGCCAAGAUCGACUUGACGUACGAAGAAAUCUACGCCUACUUGACGCAGACCGCCGACCAAAAGAUGCUCGAGGGCGAGCCCAAGGAGUGGGUCGUGCCCAACAACAAGAACGGCACCGACAUCUACCCGGGUGCGCCCAACUGCGGCGGCGUCGACGACACCAAGUGGCCCAACAACCGUUAUGGUUACGGCCGUGUCAACGUGGCCAACAUCCUCAAGGAUGGCAAGUUUGUCUCGAUCACGACGCCCGCGCCGACGACCAAGGCGCCGGCCCCCGAGCCCGUGAGCGCCAAGUUGUGCACGUACAAGAAGACGGUGCUCUCCGAGUGGAACAGCCAGCUCUUCGUCGACACGAUCAAGAACAACAAGAACGAGGGCUUCGUCAUCGACCUCAAGAACAACAUCAUCCAGUCGGCGAGCUCGGAAGAUGGCUGCUUGUCGCUCAUCAAGGACGCCACCAACACCAACUCGGUCGCGCUUGCCAAGUGCACCGGUGACGCCACGCAGAUCUGGAAGUUUGACACGGUCGCCAAGCGCAUCGUCCAUCCCCAGUCCGGCUUUUGCUUGACCUCCAACGCCGCCAAGCUCGGUGCCGGCCCCAGCGUCGCCCCGUGCUCGCCCAGCGCCGUGAGCCAGUACUUUGACCAGUGCGACAACGUCAAGGAGAAGAGCUACGUCAAGCUCAUCACCAAGAACAACAAGGUCAUCUCCGAGUUUUACUCGGGCGUCUACGCCGACUGGGUCUCGGACUCGGUCAACGAGCUCUUCACGUACGACAACAAUGCCAAGACGCUCCAGGUCGCCAGCAACGGCGAGUGCCUUGACGCUUUCCGCGACGGUGACAAGUUUGGUCUCCACACGUACGCGUGCGACGCUACCAACGGCAACCAGAAGUGGAUCAUCGAUGCCGGCAACCACAAGAUCAAGCACGCGACGCACAACAACUUGUGCUUGGACGUGGACCCGACCAACCCGACGCACGCGGCGCAGGUGUGGGAGUGCCACGACUGGAACACCAACCAGUGGAUCGAUGCCGUCCAGUACUAAGCAGCCGUUGCUAUUCUUUAGCAUCUUUGAGUUUAUACUGGUAUUGUAUCAAGUAAUACACCCUUUUUGAUUCCAUACAUGAA
Messenger RNA from Saprolegnia diclina VS20, 2384 nucleotides. RefSeq lists its product as hypothetical. The transcript has a single exon. Gene Ontology annotation, molecular function: serine-type endopeptidase activity. Bases 55 to 2301 code for a protein of 748 amino acids. Gene Ontology annotation, biological process: proteolysis. The record is from RefSeq and is a predicted model, not a curated record. Lineage: Eukaryota; Oomycota; Saprolegniomycetes; Saprolegniales; Saprolegniaceae.